Molecule: messenger RNA, 1719 nt
Organism: Heterotrigona itama
Lineage: Eukaryota; Metazoa; Arthropoda; Insecta; Hymenoptera; Apidae
Source: the annotation of a GenBank genome assembly
AUGUUCGGCAAGGUGCCACCGUCGAAUACACCAGGGCCGCCUUCGAACGAUGGGACGACGUCGGUCAAGUCGUGCGUCAGGCCAAGUGGAGCCGCGUGUUUGCCGUGUUUCUCGGUCGACGAGACGCCGGCCACGCUCACCGAGGAGAAGUCGAAACCUUGGAGGCCGAAGGACAACUGUAUGCCAGUGGUCUCCGAAGCACCCUCCAUGGGGAUGGAGGACAAGCAGAAGCUCUGGCGAUCGAAGGAGAAUUGUACCUGUUCUGUCAUCUUCGAACCACCUUGCAUCGCCGAUGACAAGUCGAAACCGAAGAGAGUGAAGGACGGAUCGUGCCCUCUGAACGAGUAUUCUACGCUCACGGAGGACAAAACGAUACCAUGGAGAUCCAAGGAGAAUUGUAACGUCAGCGUGGUCCCUGAUGUGGGGAUGUGCUCGGUCGAGGACAAAUCGAAAACGAGGAAAUGCAAGGAAACGUGUACGCCUUGCGAGUGUUUAGACGAUAAGAAGGCUCGAAGGUCCACGAAGGAGUGUAACAACAAGCUGACGAUGGAGUCAGCUUCCGUAGACGAUAAGUCGAAGGUUCGAAGAGUCCCGAAAGACGGUGGUAACACUGGAGGUGUCGAUUUGUACGGCAGCUCGCAAGCAUCUAGCUCCGCGCCUAACUUCUCCCAAGCGUCCAUCUCGCUCGUCGAGGUGAACAGAGCUGGCAGGAUCGAGUCGACCGGGUGCCUGGUCGCGAAGAACUCUUGCUCCAAAUACUCGGUCAAGGAGGCUUCUGGCCACGGAAGAAGUCACACGGGACUGGCGGCAAAGACGACGAGUGUUGCGUCCAACUUGUCCGCUCACAAGUGCACGUCGAACUCUAAUUGCACGAGUUACGGGAAAUCGUCGGCCAGCGCCGUGAAAUCGCAAAGGAUACUUUGUUCCACGAGCCUGAGCAGUUUGAACGUCGAUCCUGGCUCGAGAGACUCGUCAAAACUGGCGAAGAAGCACACCGGUCCGAACCGCGAAUUUCUCGCUGGCAAGGAGCAACAUUUGUCCGGAGGAAAGUCUAUUUCCAGAGAGACGCAGAAGAGUGUCGCGCAGAGUGCACCAUUGGCGGCAAGCAAACCCGCGAGGUCUUCCGACGUAACAAAACAUUCGGUGUCGAACGGGAAAACUCGUCCCGUCUCGGAAACCAACGACGAGCACGGUGAAUCGCCGAUGGACUUUACGGCGAUCUCUGUGAUCCAGUCGACUGACGAAUCCUGCCAGAACUCGUCCGCCAAGUCGUACAUCGCUGACAACGAUAUCGUGGAGUUGGUAGUUUCGGCCACUUCCACAUCGUCGGCUAGCUACGAGCAACGAAAUUGCAGAGGUGACUUCACCACGUCGACACCGUCGAAAGACUGGAUGAAAUCUAACGGCGACGCGUUGCAGAGUUGCAUUUCCUGUUUGCCGCAAGAUCUUCCAACGGAGCUUCAGUUGCCUACGUCGCGAAGUUACAGGGAACGAGAAAAGUGCCGUGAUCCAUGGCGACCCACCGAAAUGGAAAGCAAUAUCUGCAGCCUGAACGCAGUGUGUCCUGGUGAUACGUAUCAGGAUACCGGCUCGAAAAGGAGAACAGGUGCUUCCUGCCAGGCGUUGAGGCAUGCGGUUGCCUCGUUGAACCGAUUGGAUGACUUUUACAUGGAGAAGAUCGGUGCCGGAUUCUUCUCGGAAGUGUUCAAGGUAGGAUGA